This is a messenger RNA of Cydia pomonella (codling moth), 1409 nucleotides long. Its product is annotated as CAP-Gly domain-containing linker protein 1. The record is from RefSeq and is a predicted model, not a curated record. The transcript has 8 exons. NCBI's taxonomy places the organism in Eukaryota, Metazoa, Arthropoda, Insecta, Lepidoptera, Tortricidae. Bases 302 to 1276 code for a protein of 324 amino acids.
AAUGACAUUGCCACACUUUGUUAUGUUCAAGUGGGUGCAAAGUUAGUUUAAGACGGACUACACCUAAGUCAAAAUUUAAUAAAAUAUGCAUUGUAACUGAUCUCAUCUUCAUGAAGUUUUAAAUAAAUUUCAAAUGUGAGAGGAAAACUUUAGGAACCACGCGUUUCGUUUUCUAUUUAUACCUCUCCGUGUAAUCCAGAAAUAGACAUUGUUCAGGCCGGCUUGCUCGUAGUUCUCCACAACCGUCUUAACGAAUUACUUGUGUGAAUACGACAAUACGAUUUAAGAAAAUAAUACUUAAAUGGCAGAUUCAACUUGCAGCCAGGGCUCGGGAGGUGGCGAAGGACAGGCGCCAGCUCAGGCGCUAGGAACGCAGGAAGCUAAACCUGCCGAACCUAUUAAAGCUGAACUACCUGCAAUCAUAUCAGACAUACCAUUUGAACUGAUACCUGAAUCAAAUGCAGUCGCAAAUCCAACACCACCGAAGAUUGAAGAGCCCAAUAAUGAGGUCAAGACUGAAGGGGAGAAUAAAGAGGUAACAGAUGAAAAUAUUGCUCCAGUAGUGGUUGAGGCAGGAAAUCUACCUGAUGCUAAACAAGAUGGUCUCGCUGGUGAUAAUUCGAAUGAUUGGCAACAGAGAGAAGCAGCACUUCUUAUAAAAAAUCAAGAAUUAGAGAAAGUAAAAAGCGAAAAGAGCCAAGACACCCUAAGGAUGGAGCUGAAGGUGCGAGAGGAAGAAAUAGAUCUGCUAAAAGCCCGGGUUAAAAAUCUCGAAACAGAACUACAAGCGGCUCUUUCCAAGCCUGGCCCAAAGAAUCAUGAAAUGAUUGAAAACAUUAAGCAACAACACGAAGAGCUUCUCAGUAAAGCUCGCGGCAUGAUAUUCGACAAGACAAAAAUGGUUAAAAACCAAGAGCUGCAGAUAGAAGCUCUGACUACGCAGGUGCAGUCACUCAAGGAUAUCAACAUGAUUACCAAGGACUUGCUGGAGAUCAGGAAUUCGGAAAUUAAGGCUAUGGAGGACCGGCUCCAGGCGAUGGAGGAACGUUUCAAGACGGAGAAAGAGCGCUACGGGCUAGUGCUGCAGCGCGCGCAGACCAGCUCUAACAUCAACGAUGACCUCAAGAAAGAGUACGAGACACAACUAAAAAUAUUUAAGGAACUCCGAUCAAAGUACGAGCAAAAGGUGGAGGCUCUAGUCGCAGAGAACAACAAAUUGAAAUUAGAUUUAGCCAAAUCGAACGGAGUUGGAACGUCUACGGAAACGCCGAAAUAAUUAAAAAAGGACUUAAGAUGACUUACCUUUUCAAUUUUCGAAUAUUACCUAUAAAAUACCUGUUCAAGAUUAUAAGUACUUAAAAUAAUACAUAAAAUACGUGAAUUUUGAUAAAAUAAAUAAUUUGUACAUA